Molecule: messenger RNA, 801 nt
Organism: Acanthosepion pharaonis
Lineage: Eukaryota; Metazoa; Mollusca; Cephalopoda; Sepiida; Sepiidae
Source: the annotation of a GenBank genome assembly
AUGCACAAAUAUCUUUCAUAUAUUCUAUUUCAUAUUCCUUCUUUCUUUCUCACUUUCUUUCACAUCUACCUUCUUUCUUUCACACUUUCCUUCAAAUCUCAUUUCUUUCUUUCACACUUUCUUUUACAUCUUUCUUUCACAUUUACCUUCUUUCUUUCCCACUUUCUUUCACAACUUAUCUCUUUCUUUCACAUUUUCAUUCUUUCUUUUACACUUUCUUUCACAUCUUUCUUUCAGAUCUUCCUUCUCUCUUUCACAAAUUAUUUCACAUCUUCUUUCUUUCACAUUUUUAUUCUUUCUUUGACACUUUCUUUCACGUCUUCUUUCUUUUUUCACAUCUUCUUUCUUCCUUUCACAUAUUCCUUCUUUUACAUCUUCUUUAUUUCCUUCACACUUUCUUACCCGCCUUCUGUCUUUUACACUUUCUUUCUUUUCAUAAUAAUAAUCAUUCCGUCCAAAUUUUCUGCAUCACUUGGAUAUCUUUCUUUCUUUCUUUCUUUCUUUCUUUUCAUUAUAAUAAUCAUUCUGUCCCAAAUCUUCUGGGUCAUAUCUUUUCGAUUCAUUCUUUCUUUCUUUCAUUCAUUCUUUCUUUCUUUCUUUCUUUUCAUUAUGAUAAUCAUUCUGUCCCAAAUCUUCUGGGUCACUUCGAUAUCUUUCUUUCUUUCAUUCAUUCUUUCUUUCUUUCUUUCUUUUCAUUAUGAUAAUCAUUCUGUCCCAAAUCUUCUGCGUCACUUGGAUAUCUUUCUUUCUUUCAUUCAUUCAUUAUUUCUUUCUUUCUUUCUUUCUUUCUUUUCAUUAUAA